GGAAGUGAUAUUAGUUGGCUAGCUCCCUGGCUACAUUAGCCAUGAGCUCUAUACAAUUUCAGUUCGUUUUCUCAGAAGAAUAAACCACGGCACCGUCAGUUUUUAUGAGUGGAAGACCAUUGACGUGGGUCCUUUGAAAAAGCACGGGGCUUUAAAGAGGAAAGAUGUUCUCCACAGAUGAUGAAGAUGGCGAUUUCUUGUCUCCCACAGGAGGGGCAAAGCUGGCUUCGCUUUUUGGAAUUGAUCAGGCAGCAAAUCAAGGCAAUGAAUCGUUCCAGUACACAGCCCCGAAGCAGCCCAGGAAGGGCUCCAUGAAUUCAGGCCCACCUACGCAGAAGCCACCUCCACCAGGUGCUCCUGCAGUUCUCCUGGCAACAGCAGUUCACGCCUACCGAUAUGUUAAUGGGCAGUACAUGAAGCAGGGCAAAUUGGGAGCCGCUGUGCUGGGAAAUCACGCCACGAAAGAGUACAAGUUGCUGCUCUACGCUAGCCAACAGAAGCCCGUCACCUCAGCCAAGCUCCACACAGGAUUCCUAUUCACCGUUCAGCCUAGCAACUAUUGCACAUUUUACGAUGAUCAGCGGCAGAACUGGUCCGUUAUGUUCGAGACGGACAAAGCAGCACUGGACUUCUGUAAGGAGGUGUGUCUGGCCAAGGCCAACAGUGCAACAGGGCUGGAUACAGUGGUUGUGCAGGACCUGACCCUGGGAGAAGGCCAAGCCGUGGAGAUUGGAGACUCAAUGGAGGUGGCGUACACAGGCUGGCUGCUUCAGAACCACACCACAGGGCAGGUGUUUGACUCAAAUAUGAACAAAGAAAAACUCCUGAGGCUGAAGCUGGGUGCUGGGAAAGUCAUUAAAGGCUGGGAGGAGGGCAUGGGCGGCAUGAAGAAAGGUGGGAAGCGUUUCUUGGUGAUUCCCCCUAACCAGGCGUACGGCUCUCAGGGCGUGGCCAACCGCGUGCCAGCAGAUAGCACGCUCCUCUUUGAAGCAGAAGUCAAAAGGGUGAAGUUUUCGAAAGACAGUGGCUCCAGUGUUGGGUCCCGGGACUCCGCUGCCCCCUCACCGGCCCCCAGUGUAGAGAGUCUCGGCCCUGAGGCCCCUUCACAGCCACCCUCAGCAUCCCCAGCCCCUCCCAAACAAGGUGAUGCUCCCCUACGUGCAAAAUCCAACUCCAUCAGUGAACAGUUAACGAAUCCUGAUGUGACCAAAGCCAAGCUGAUCUCCCGCAUGGCUAAGAUGGGGCAACCCAUGCUGCCCUUCCUAGCCGGUCAGGCUCAGUCACCACACGCAGACUCCAGUGACUCAGAGAUGGAGGACCCCAAUGUGUCUCGAGCCAAGGAGCGGCCCAUGGGCGCCUCUCCUCAGCCUGUGCAGAUCACCACAGCUCCUCCCACCUCAGUGCACGUGACAUCGCAUCCUCACAUGAACCCCACUGCAGCGCUGAUGCCUGUCACUAUGGCAACAGCAGCCCCACAGCCCAUGAUGCCCGGUUCCCUACAUGCAUUUCAGCCAUACGCUUACACACAGUCUGUGGCUCCUUCUCACUUGCAGCCUGGCAGUGAGAUAUACGCGGGUCAGGCGGUACCAUACCAAGGACCCAGGGAUGUCACAUCAUUCCUGAUGACGGAAGCCAGGCAGCACAACACAGAGAUCCGACUGGCAGUGGGCAAAGUUGCAGACAAAGUUGACCAGCUCACAGCUAAGAUGGACGACAUGCAGAGGCAGAGUGGACCCUCGCUCGGCUUCUCCAAUUUUUCCAUGGAAACAACGAUGAUCAUGCACAACAUUCAGAGAAUAAUACAGGAAAAUGAGUGCUUGAAGAAAGAGGUCUUUGAGAAGAGCGCUCGCAUUGAAGAGCAAAACCGCAAGAUCGGAGAGCUCAUCAACCAGAACCAAAGGUACAUGGAGCAGAGUAACCUGCUGAUGGAGCAAAGGAACGACUCCCUAAAGAGCUCCAGCGAGCACAACCAGGCGCGCCUCCUGCAAGCAGAGCAAGAUAAGGCUCGCUUGACGGAGGAGUUGGCGUCGUCGACGGCACGCGUGUCGGAGCUGCAGCUGGAGGUGAGCUCCCAGCAGCAGAGGAGCAGCGGCCUGCAGGCCAAGCUCAACACAGCCCUGCAGGAGAGGGACCAGCACGCCAGCCUCAUCACCACCCUGCAGAGACAACUGGAAGAGGUGAAGGAGAGUGGGGAGCGUGCCCAGACGCAGUACAAAGCUGAGAAGCAGAAACGCAAAGAGGUGGAGCUGAAGCUGAGCAGCAUAGAGGAGGAAGUGCAGGACCUCACCACCGAGAAGGACAGCCUGGAGAGGACUCUGGCGGACAGGAAGAGGAAGUGGCAGAGUGAGCGUGAGCGUUGCGAUGAGGACCUGGAGGAGCUGCGCAGGAGCAGCCAGCAGGAGCUGGACAACCUCAGGAGCCAGCUGCGCAAGGCCAAGACCAGCACCGCCGCACAGGAACAGCUGAGUCAGCUUCAGGCAGAGCUGGAGCAGGAGUGGCAGGCCAAGUGUGACCAGUCUCUGGCCGCUGCCAAGGAGCAGCAGGGGCGAGCGCUGGCGGAGCUCACCGAGCAGAGGGACGGCCUGGAACUCAAGCUCACUCAGCUGCAGGAGAAGUUCACGGCGUUGAAGCAGUCUCGGGAGUCAGAGGAGCAGCAGCUACUGCAGCAGCAAGAGCAGAGCGAGGAGCUGCAGGCCCUCAAAGAAAAGCACGCUGCUCUGGAGGGCCGGGCGGUGGCCAUGCGCCAGCAGUAUGAGACGCGCGUGGCAGAGCUGGAGAGGCGUUUAGAAGAGCCACAACAGCAGGGGAGCCCAGAGCAGGCAGACACGGCCAUGGAGGUGAAGCGUGUGAUGAACGGAGUGUUCCACUCGCUGAGGGGCGAGUUUGGCAUGAACGAGUCGUACACAGGCAGUGCCAUCAUAGGUGUUCUGGUCAACACCAUAAAGAAUGUCACUCUACAGCUGCUUGCAAAGAAUGAGAGGACGACCUCCGAGCAGAGUAGUCAACAGGAGGAGGAAGAAGAUGGUGAUGAAGAAGAGGAUGAUGAUGAGGAAGAGGAAGAAGAGGCUGAGAAGGUGGAGAAGGUGGCGCCCAGCACUCAGGUGAAUGGGAAAAGGGAGGAGCUAGAUGAUGAAGAGAAAGAGAUUGAUGAGAAGGAGGUAGAGAGGAGGACUUUGCAGGAGGUGGAAGAGACGAGUACACUUACUUUGCAGGAAGUGAAGGACGACGGUGGUGCACCAGCAGAACGCGGGGAGGACAAGCAUGCGCCAGCAGAAAGCAAAGAAGAUCACCAUAUGUCUGCAGAAAGCCAAGAAGACAAGGGCACACCUGCAGAAACUUUGAACGACAAAAGUAAAGAAAGCAAUGAGGAUGAGGGCAAGGAGAAAGUUCCGGAAGAAAACGGAGAUGGUUUGGUGUCGGAUGAGCAGACAGCAGAACGGCCAGACGACAAGGUGGAAGAGGAAGUCCAUGCCGACAGCAAAGAAUCCUCCAUUGAUGCACACACAGAACCGCCGACCAAUUUAGUUCCGGCAACGGACACAACGGACAAAAUAGUGGGCGGCCAUGCAGAUCACCAGAAUGCAACAGAGACUGCAGCAGAGGAGCCAAGCAAGGAGCAGAAAGCACAGGAGCUCUUGGUUUCUGAAGAAGACGGGCUAAAUCCUCCACCACACACGCCACCUUCCAAGGACUCUGGUAAACACCAGCACCAGGGGAAGAUCACUAGUCCUCUUGGAGAUGCCAUCAUCACCAACCCACCACACACGCCGCCUUCCAAGGACUCUGGUACACACCAGCACCACGAGAAGAUCACUAGUCCCCUCGGAGAUGCUAUUAUCACCAACAUCAGGUCUGGACCACCUACCCAACCCCCACCACCGCCCCCAACAAAUGUCUCGCAUGUGCAUGCCAACUCCAAGAGCCCCAAUAGCAUCAGUCUGACUGGGGGAGUAGAGGAGGAAAAUGGAGGGGAGCCAUUUUUCAAGACGCCCCCUGCUCUCAAACCUCCCCCAACCCCGACAGAGGACGAGGAUGAAGAGUUGAGCCUGAAAGGAAGACCGCCCCCUGCCCCCCUGUUUGGUGAAGAUGAUGACGAAGAUGACCUGGACUGGUUGAGCUGAGCAUUGACCAAACCCAAAUGCCUGUGUGGAUAUCCAGAUGAUCCAGUGGUGUAGCAUCCGUGGCCUUCGCAUAUAACACAAGAACUCUGGCUGAUCGAAAAAAAGAAAUGACUGCGACGAGUUUGGACUGCACUGCAACAGUAAUGGAACGUUAUGCAAAAACGGUUGCUGCUGACUGACUGUCUCUAUGGGUGUUCAACCCUAGCACCAGCCGUGAGAGACUGCCUGUAAUUCACAGCUCCACCGAUUGGAGGGAAAUCAAAUCUAACAUGGCUGGCAAAGGUCAUGACCUUUUGAACUUAAGCCACAAGGGGACAGACAGGGCUGAGCUGAGCUUGGCUGGUUAAAAUAAUAAUAAUAAUCAUGUUUUGCUGAGGAUAAUAUCCUAAUUCUCAAGAAUGGUAUACUGACUACAAUUCUUCUACACAAGCACUUCAUAAAAUGACUUUCUAAUUAAAAGAAAUGAUCAUGGUUACUGUAUUACGGUCACACUAUUUGUUGUGACUAACCACGAAGCCUUUUGAUAUUACCAGAUUACAGACUGAAUGACGUGAUGCGAUCAAAUCUUUUCAAGGAUUGUAAAUGAAAUGAAAACCUUAAGCGUGAAGCCUAGAUGGCUUAGCUAACAGCUGGCCUUGCUUUUAUAUUAUAAAGCCAAGGUGUUAAUUGCGUGUUUGGAUUCAAGCAUCUCUUUUUGUAAAGAGGACUCUUAAAGAUUCAGAUACUUUCAGUGUUUGUGCUGUCUGUCUUGUUAGUUGGAAACUGUAGGAUUUAACUUCAGGUUUCUUUCUUUUUGUUUUUGCUAACGCUAAUUCAUCUUUAUUAAUAAAUUCAAAACUACCUUUCAGAAGUC
Molecule: messenger RNA, 4974 nt
Organism: Engraulis encrasicolus (European anchovy)
Lineage: Eukaryota; Metazoa; Chordata; Actinopteri; Clupeiformes; Engraulidae
Gene: fkbp15b
Product: FKBP prolyl isomerase family member 15b
Exons: 29
Coding region: 165-4121 (1318 amino acids)
Cellular component (GO): growth cone
Molecular function (GO): peptidyl-prolyl cis-trans isomerase activity
Source: RefSeq, a predicted model, not a curated record